Labrus mixtus (cuckoo wrasse) is the source of this 3773-nucleotide messenger RNA. It is a transcript of the gene inpp5e, whose product is annotated as inositol polyphosphate-5-phosphatase E. Gene Ontology annotation, biological process: phosphatidylinositol dephosphorylation. The record is from RefSeq and is a predicted model, not a curated record. The coding region runs from base 819 to 2747 and encodes 642 amino acids. Gene Ontology annotation, molecular function: inositol-polyphosphate 5-phosphatase activity. The transcript has 10 exons. Lineage: Eukaryota; Metazoa; Chordata; Actinopteri; Labriformes; Labridae.
AAUAAAAUGUUUAACAGGGAAAACACAAGAUAGUUCAAAACAUAGGUAUAGAAUAAUUUGUUAAAGAAAUUAUAUCAAUGGUGAAACAUACUAUGGUAGAUUACAAUAACUCAGAUGCACUGCAGGUGAACUUCUAAGCACAAGGGGGCGCUGUGACGUCACCCUGCGCUCUGUGACGACUCUCUUGUCUUGGUAACAGAGAGUGUUGUCAAACGUUGCUAAGGAAGUAGUCGAGCUAACGAUACUUUUUAAAUCAGCCGGUCUGCCACCACCAAACAUCAGUAAACGAGAGGUAACAUUACGUCAAGUUAACAUCAGUUUGAAAAAUCUUGUAAAUCGGACAAUAUCAACACCGAUGGUUUAUAAAUAAGGUCGUCUAAAAGGUUGCUUUCGUCGUUAGCUCAGCUAGCUUCUUGCAUACCGCUAAAUGUUUAAUAAUAUAAUAUCUACCAUAACAAUAAUGUCAGCUUAUGUGAGCACAGUGUGCAAUUAGUUAGAAAUCACAGUGCUGUUAGUGAGAUACUUUUAAAACAAAACUAAGAUGAUUUCAGCUUAAAUCGCUAAGGCUACAAUUAUUUAGCUUCUGCUGCUUGUAAGUUUAAAUUCACAAUGUUAUCAGUGACUCAUGUGUCUAAAUGUUGUGUCUUUGCCUACUGAUGGGGAAAGAGGAACAUAACACGCCACACACCUUCCCUACAUGGCUUUAACUAACUCGUUUAAAUGACCAGUAUUUCACUCAGUCAUUGUCUGCCCUGUAUGUUUAGGUGGAUGUCAGUCAGUAAUGAGAAAGCCCAAUCCACCUGACCACAGCUGGUCACAUGGCUGGACAUGAGAGGAUGGGUGACAGUCUCCUCCGUCAGCACGCUGAGGCUCCUGGUCAAGGGGACUCAGUUGUCGUUGACAGCAGGGCGCUCAAGACCCCCUUAGUGACCGCCAAAUUCAGCAGGGAGCCCAAGGACACCCUUAAACUCAAUGCCACAUGCGCAGAGGGAGCGGUCAGUCCGUACCAGCCUCGACCACCCUCACAACCCAGGCUGUCGAGCAAAAGCUGCUCCGUGGAGGAGAACCUCAUGACCAGGAGGCUGAAAAAUAGCCAGGAGAGUCUCAGUGACCCAACUGAAACUGGCUCCUCUACAGACUCGCUCAAAGAGGACCAAGCAGCUCUUGUUCCAGGCACGCUGGUUCUCAGAGGUGCCGCCACCAUCAGGAAUAACAAUAAGGACUCCGACGUGAGACCCGUCUCCGCCGUGACGAGAGGAUCCCCGGUCUUCCGGGACAGAGGACGAAGUCUCUCUGAGUAUGAAAGGAGGCCCACCAGCCAGCAGAGCGACCCCGUGGACCAUCCAGUGAGGCCCGCCAAGGUGCGUCUAACUCCAGUGCAACCCACCGGGACGCUGCCGGCUCUAGAGAAGAGCUUUGCCACUUUAAGGGCGGCUAAUAGGAUUGACAGGGAUUGUUUGGAUUAUGCCGUGUUGGCCAGAGAGAAGCAUGGGGAGAGACUCCACAGGAACCUGAGCGACAGUCGGCUCCUGGAGAACAUGGGGUCGGAUAGUGCCUCUGUCAACUCCAUGAGGUCCAAUUACAGCGUGCUGAGCCCCAUCAGACCCCAGGAUGUGAGGAACAGGAGCUUCCUGGAGGGAAGUGUGCUGGGUAGUGGAGCUCUGCUGGGGGCCGAGGAGCUGGACCGCUACUUUCCAGACAGGAGAUUGGGCAUCUACGUAGCCACAUGGAACAUGCAGGGGGAGAAGGGGCUUCCAUCCAACUUAGACGACCUCCUCCUUCCAACAGACUCUGAAUUUGCACAAGACUUCUACAUCAUUGGGGUCCAGGAGGGAUGUCCUGACAGGAGGGAGUGGGAGACCCGUCUUCAGGAGACUCUGGGACCUUACUAUGUCAUGCUGUAUGCAGCAUCACAUGGCGUUUUGUAUCUAAGCGUGUUUGUCAGAAGAGACCUCAUCUGGUUCUGCUCAGAGGUAGAGCAUGCCACGGUUACAACCAGGAUCAUCUCCCAGAUCAAAACCAAAGGCGCUGUGGGACUGGCUUUUACGUUUUUCGGGACUUCUUUCCUUUUCAUCACAUCCCAUUUCACCUCUGGAGAUUCCAAAGUUUACGAGAGAAUACUGGACUACAACAAGAUCGUUGAGGCUCUAGCUCUUCCAAAAGGCCUUCCAGACACCAACCCAUACCGCUCCACCCCAUCUGACGUCACAACAAGAUUUGACCAGGUCUUCUGGUUUGGAGAUUUCAACUUCCGAAUCAGUAAAGAUCGGGUUGAUGUGGAAAGCAUCAUAAACCGCACAGUAGGGGAGAAUAUGGGCCCUCUGUUGGAGCACGACCAGCUGUCCAAGGAAAUUAAAGAGGGUUCAAUCUUUAAAGGUUUCCAAGAGGCCCCGAUACACUUCCGCCCUACAUACAAGUUUGACGUGGGCUGUGAUAUCUACGACACUACUUCUAAACAGAGAACGCCUUCAUACACAGACAGGAUCUUGUUCAGGAACAGGCAGGCAGAUGACAUAAAAGUGGUCAAGUACACCAGCUGCUGCGGCAUCAAGACCUCAGACCAUCGACCCGUCAUCGGGGUCUUCCAGGUCAAACUAAGGCCAGGCAGAGACAAUAUUCCCCUUGGUGCUGGCCAGUUUGACCGAGGCUUGUACUUGGAGGGCAUCCGGAGGAGGAUCACCAGAGAGUUGAAGAGGAGGGAGGCCAUGAAGAACCAAGGUAGCAGCACGAUCUGCACCAUCUCCUGAAACCCUUCAGAUUCACUCAGCAGUCCAGACUGGAUUGUAUCGAAACGGUGCCAGAAACUGGAACGUAAAACCAGGCAGGAAAGCACUUGUCUUCAUGACAUUUGGCGUAACCUGGUACAGGACGGCAGUGGCUGAGCAGAGUGCGCCCUCUGUUGGGCAUAAUUGGGAACAUUGCAUGUGUCUGGUUGUCCUGUCGGAGGGGGCUGGCUGUUCUUGAGGGCAGGGACCCUGAGGUCAGACGGACUAAAGGUUUGCAGACACAGCAGUCUGGUCUUUAUUUAUUCUGCCCCCCCCCCUUAACUCAAACAUGAAUGGGGGGGGGGCUGCCGCUGUGGCUUACUCUUCAGUUACAUGCUCCAGUGUGAACUGGUCUUUGUGUAGCUGCAUUCAUUCACCCAUUUGUCACAAGUGUUUUAAAAGCAUCAUGAACUACAAGGUAACAUUUUCUAAAGCUACAUCAGUGUUCAAAUGCCUUUUUACUCGUCAUCAAGCAGCUUACAAAACGUUCAGUUUAGGUUUCAGCCAUUGAUUGAUCUGAACUUGAAUUUUAGUCCCAAGCUAAAUGUUCUUUUGGAGAGAUAAAGUAUGACUGAAGAAGGGAGCUUUAGAUCAAAUGUUAUAUAAAUAGCACAACAGUGAAAAACACUAGUCAGGAGAUUGUUACUACUCGUUAUAUGCUACUGUUGGAUUUCAGGGGAUAUGUAUGAAAGCACUAACUCUACUAUUAAAGACAAGUUUUACUGUUAACUCUUUAUCACUACUUUUCUCUAAUGAGGCAAAGUGAUUCUUUACAACAAACUGUAACACAGUGCCUUACCUCUCUCAUUUCUCAUUGCAGUGUAACUUAAUAACUGUGCACCAUGUACUGUAUGUACCACAUUCAUUGUGGACUAGCAUUCCCAGCACGAACAGUUUAGUCUGCUUCAGAAAAAGUGCCUGUGGGUCUUCUUUGUUUCUUCAGGGCCUCUAACAUUUCAGUCUUUUUAUAUGUCCACUAAGAUCCUGUAAUAAAUGUUUUUAAACACA